GUUUUAUAUGCAUGGCCAGUUGAGUCGAUAACUGCACAAGAAAGUACAGAAGCCAAGAGUGAAGAACCGGGAAAAGAUGGAGGCCAAAGUUAUCCUUAGUUUUGCAGUUUUGUCGGUCUUUGCAACACAAUAUGGAAGCGCCAGAGACUGUCGAUUUUGCAUGUUCCUCCACAUGCGGUACAGCGGUAUGCCUCAAAUUGAGGGCAUGAACUGGGACAGCAUCCUUCCUUCAUCUGUGCCAGGGAUGAACGAUACAGCUUGCUAUGAUGGCACCAGUACUGAAACGAUGCCUUGCGGGGAUAACCCUUGCACACUGACAGACAUGCAAGUGGAUAUUUCUGCCUCCAUGCCGAUUAGCCAGGAUCAAACAGUCAGUUAUUCGAUGACCAUGACAAUGGUGAUGCGCAUGUGCGGACAGGCUGGAAGUACAGGGUGCACCCCUAUCACCAUGGACACCCCAGUUGGACCGCCCCAGCCACCAAACAACGAACGGCAGACGCUCAGAGAGCAGAUAUCCCAGCUGGUGCAAAAUGCGAACAUGUCCAUCACCCCCACGAUCUCGGGACAGCAAUGCGCUUGCGCUAGCGGUGACAGUUGCAAUUCGGCAGCAUCCACUAUGUCUCUGGUCGCCGCUGCUUCCACCAGCGCAGCACCAGAGCCCACCAAGGACGGACCUAGUAAUGACGGACAAGUCCUUCACUUCAGCGCCAUCUACAGUUUCUUUUGCAUCGCCAUCUUUGCUGUUCUUUUAAAUUAAAGACAAGUUAGCCGUAGGCCUAUUGAUAAAUUCGUAGGGAUACAUGUUGCUAUCUUUUUAUUUAACCCCCCCCCAACAGUAACAAACAUUUCAAUGUGAAUGUUAACGUAAAUAGAUUAAUACAUUUGUUAAGUGAGAAAUUCAACUAUACAUAAUUUAGAGUAAUUUCAUAUUGCGUUACCCGCUUUUCAGAGAUCUAAUCCAUAUAGAUUCACACUGACAGGUUCAUUGAUCUUCAUUUUUAACAACCAUUAUUAGUGAUCAUGCUUUGUAAUCGGAGUUUAAUUACAGCUGUGAACAUAAAUUGGAUUUAUCAGUAGGGGCUUACAUAGUGCAGGUACAUGAUUAGUUGCUUACAUUAGGCCUACAUACCAGUGUGUAGGCCUUACUACAUGAAGUAGGGCCUACCUUUGUAACAAAUAAUUGAAAGAAACGUUCUGAUUUUUUUGGUUGGGUGAGAUUUCAUUAAAUAGGAAGCUUCUUCCUCUCUUUCGAGUCCUUCCAAUUAAUGGAAUUAUUAAUGGGGAUUUUACCUCGGCCGAUCCUUAGCGUUCCCUUUACACCUGUAUUCUUGGAGUUUGAUUUUGCAUCUUUAGUAGUGCUGAUCUCUUUGCAAUUAAAAAUAUUUGAUGGAAUGUAGUCUUAGACGAAGCUAUUAUUUUAGUGAUAAGUGAUACGCAGUCAUUUUGGACUGAAUCUUUAUGUACGUGCAUUUUUGUCCUAUUAGUUAGAGCAGUAUUCAGAUGAAAAGGUUCUUUGCAGUUUAUAUAAAAGUUACAAGCAGGGAGUUUGCUCAUUACAAACCUUGAAUAUCGUACGCGUAGAAAGAAAACCCGUGGCCAUGAAGUUCGAUAGCCUUUCAGAGAUUGAGAUAGUCGAGGCUGAUAGCCAGGGUUUGUGGAAACAUAAUAUGCUUGAUGCAUAUAGGCCUACAUGUAUACUAAACUGGUCAACCCUGUAUUGUUAUACUUUUAAGCAAAAUUAUUUUUUACACUGAGAUCUUCCAACGAAGUGGUUUGUCGAAAAGUCCUUAUUAGUUGUCAAGAAGUGCUGACCGAUGGGUUGUUAUGGUAACUGUUUUUAUGGUUACUCGCUUGCCGCUUUACGGCAUUCAAUCCUAUGAUCGUCAGCCAUAUUGAAAGAAGGAAUCCUUAUAAGAUUUUGUUGUAAACAAAACUUAAAACAUUGAAAAUAUCGCGUACAAGGUAUGGGGCACUGUUUCGGUUGUUUGUAACUGUAUUUUGGGCAUGACCCCGAACUCUAACAUAGCAAACUGUGUGGAAUUGCAAAUGAUGGAAUGUAACAGAUGUGUUGCCGUUGACGUGCCGGUGAUGGUUGGGCUUAUGAUCAGAUAUAGUCUUUACUGAGAGGCUCUCGUUAUACAGGCAUGUUCUUCAUCGGCGGCACACCGAUGAUUUUGCACACCAAUCGCAAUCAAAGGCCAAUUGCUAAAACGAUAUGGGUCAAACUUGAAACUAAGAUCCCAUUCCCACAGAUUUUAGAUCGAUUUAUCCCUGUGGGGAGUCUCACUAGAUUACUGUCAGCAUAGCCGGCUUAA
Messenger RNA from Lingula anatina, 2315 nucleotides. RefSeq lists its product as uncharacterized. The record is from RefSeq and is a predicted model, not a curated record. NCBI's taxonomy places the organism in Eukaryota, Metazoa, Brachiopoda, Lingulata, Lingulida, Lingulidae.